Notolabrus celidotus (New Zealand spotty) is the source of this 2126-nucleotide messenger RNA. It is a transcript of the gene meox2a, whose product is annotated as mesenchyme homeobox 2a. NCBI's taxonomy places the organism in Eukaryota, Metazoa, Chordata, Actinopteri, Labriformes, Labridae. Gene Ontology annotation, cellular component: nucleus. The coding region runs from base 473 to 1432 and encodes 319 amino acids. Gene Ontology annotation, molecular function: DNA-binding transcription factor activity, RNA polymerase II-specific; RNA polymerase II cis-regulatory region sequence-specific DNA binding. Gene Ontology annotation, biological process: positive regulation of transcription by RNA polymerase II. The transcript is spliced from 3 exons. The record is from RefSeq and is a predicted model, not a curated record.
UUGGAGGGCGAUCAUAUGUAUGUGGUCAGUAGCGCGUAUGCAGUCUGUGACCCAGCCUCCCUCUCACGUUACACCCUAUUUAUAACAUCCCCUCCGCCGGCUCCCCUCGUUCUGCAGUUCCUAGGAACCUCCUUCUGCUCCCAGCCUCGAGCUCCGGUCUCCUGCUUCUCCUGACAUCCGAGAGGCUCUGCUGCAGCUGAUCUGGGCUCACUGUUUAUCCUGUACAGCCUGGCAACCGUCCGCACGCUCCGGAUUAUCACAGGACAAAAACACUCACUUUACUUUUUACUUCACUUUGUUGAAUUUUUUUUUUUUUUAACUUAAGGGGAAAAAAGUUUUUGGGAGUUGAGGGAAAAGGAGAAUCAUCCUGGAUAUGUGCUUGGAUCUUUUUGUUUUUUAACAACUUUACUUUUUUUCACCUAACUUUCCUGGAGGAUAGUGUGUGUGAGUGUGUGUGUGUGUUUAACCUACGAUGGAUCACACACUGUUCGGCUGCCUGCGGAGCCCACACGCCCCGGCUCAGGCCCUGCAUCCCGCCUUCACCCAGUCCCCCCUCACCCUGCACGGACGCUCGGACCACGUCUCCUACCCUGACCUGGCCUCCUCCUCUUCCUCCUCCUCCACCUCCUCUCCCUCGCCCUGCAUCAUCUCCAGCUACCAGGUGGACGACAGCCUGUUUCCCGGGCAACACCACCACCACCACCACCUCCCCCACGCACACCGCGGCCACCUGCCCUCCCAGCAGCAUCACCACCCACCUCAACACCACACGUCCUGGCACAUCCCACAGAUGCCCUCACCUGGUGGGGGCACGCGCCACAACCUUUGCCACCCACACUCCCACUCGGCCCACGAUAAUGGGCCAACAAACCCUGACCUGGGCCACCCGGGCGCACCCAGUAUGUGUGCCAGCACCCCUAGUCUGGGCAGCGGCAGCACCCCUACAGGGGCCUCCUGUGUGCCUGCAGACUUUGGCAGACAGACUCUGUCACCUGCUGAGGCCGAGAAGAGGAACGGCAAGAGGAAAAGUGACAGUUCAGAGUCCCAGGACGGGAAUUACAAGUCAGACGUGAGCAGCAAACCCAGGAAGGAGAGGACAGCGUUCACCAAGGAGCAGAUCCGAGAGCUGGAGGCCGAGUUCGCCCACCACAACUACCUAACCCGGCUAAGGCGCUACGAGAUCGCCGUCAACCUCGACCUCACUGAAAGACAAGUGAAGGUUUGGUUCCAAAACAGGAGGAUGAAGUGGAAAAGAGUGAAGGGCGGCCAACAGGGGGCAGCGGCUCGAGAGAAAGAACUGGUCAAUGUGAAAAAGGGCACGUUGCUGCCGUCAGAGUUCUCUGGCAUCGCAGCGCUCCACCACUCGACGGACUCCUUAGCCAAUGAGGACAGUCACGACAGCGACCAGAGCUCUGAGCAUGCUCACUUAUGAUGCCCCGCCCCCCCCUCUUCUUCAGAGAAUCGGCCCUGCCUCUGAUCCAGGACCGUCCUUGUAAGGACUGCUGUUUGCUGAUUUGCCAUCGUCAUACAACGAUGCUAAAAAAGUGUACAAAUGUACAGAGGAAUUAUGUAUAAAGCUGUCAUCAUGCAGGCAAAAUGUAAAUGUCAAGCACAUAAAGGGGAGGUUGACUUAUUUCAAAGCACCAGUGGUUAAAAAUAUCUUUUGCUAAUGCAAAAAAAAAAAAAGAAAUAAUAUAAAAUCUUAUUGAAUUUUUUCCCCACACAAAUUGACUUCAUGUUGAAUAACAUUUGGGAAAAGACUAUUUAGUCAAAUUGUUGUAAACAUUCCAUGUUGUGUGCCUUCAUAGAAGCAGACUAAGUCUUAAAUUUGCACUGUUGAACCCUUCAGCUUCUACUGUAAAGAUGUACAUUACAAUGUCAGUGAGUAAUUGAUCAAAUCAAGAGCCAGGAAAUCAAAUUAGCCGAGCUAAUAUAAUGAUCUGUAAAUAAUUCUCAGUGUUGUCUUCCCUUAAAGACAUUUUUAUACCCACACUGUUCAGCACUGACGGUUCUUUAGUCGACACUUUCCUGCCUGGAGAUGACAUUUUGUAAACAAAUCUGAAACCUAACAUUAGCAUUUCAUUAAAUCCCUUCAGGGAGAGUUGCAGAUCAAAUAAAAAAUUUAA